UCUUCCUGAAAUGGGAGCGGCUUUCUUCUACCCACCAGAGCAGCUGACCUAGUGAGGACGCCGAAAGGCCGAGACCACGCCGCGCUCAGGCCAACCCCCAAGUGGGAACUACAAUUCCCAGCGGCCCGUGCAGACGCCAGACCGCGGGCACAGUGCGCCUGCGCAGUGUCAGAGGCUCCGGCUGUGUGGUUCCCGCCAAUUCUUGCCGUAACACUGCGGACGUUGAGUCCCGCGCUCCAUGGCGACGUUUGACCCAGCCGAGCUGCCUGAGCUGCUUAAGCUUUACUACCGGAGGCUUUUUCCCUACGCCCAGUACUAUCGUUGGCUCAACUAUGGCGGAGUAAUAAAGAAUUACUUUCAACACCGUGAAUUUUCAUUCACAUUGAAAGAUGAUAUUUACAUUCGCUACCAAUCCUUCAACAACCAGAGUGAUCUGGAAAAGGAGAUGCAGAAAAUGAAUCCAUACAAGAUUGAUAUAGGCGCGGUAUAUUCCCACAGACCCAAUCAACACAAUACAGUGAAGCUAGGAGCUUUCCAGGCUCAGGAAAAAGAACUGGUGUUUGACAUUGACAUGACAGACUAUGAUGAUGUGAGGAGAUGUUGUAGUUCUGCAGACAUAUGUUCUAAGUGCUGGACCCUCAUGACGAUGGCCAUACGCAUAAUCGACCGAGCAUUGAAGGAGGACUUUGGAUUUAAGCAUCGUCUCUGGGUCUAUUCUGGAAGGAGAGGUGUUCAUUGUUGGGUCUGUGAUGAAUCAGUUAGAAAAUUGUCCUCUGCAGUACGUUCUGGGAUAGUUGAGUAUUUGAGUCUUGUAAAGGGUGGUCAAGAUGUUAAAAAGAAAGUCCACCUAAGUGAAAAAAUUCACCCUUUUAUCAGCAAAUCUAUAAACAUAAUAAAAAAAUACUUUGAAGAAUAUGCCUUAGUUGAUCAAGAUAUUCUUGAAAAUAAAGAAAGCUGGGAUAAGAUUUUAGCCCUUGUUCCUGAAACAAUUCAUGAGAAUCUUCAGCAAAACUUCCAGAAGCAUCACAAUUCACUUCAGCGUUGGGAAUAUUUGAAGAAAGCCAUCAGCUGUCAGGAUAAUACUAAAAAUGACAAAUGUGGACCCUUGCUUGAAUGGGAGAUCAUGCUCCAGUACUGUUUUCCACGGCUGGAUAUCAAUGUUAGCAAAGGAAUCAAUCAUUUACUGAAGAGCCCUUUUAGUGUUCAUCCUAAAACAGGUCGUAUUUCUGUGCCUAUUGAUUUACAGAAAGUGGACCAGUUUGAUCCAUUUACUGUUCCAACCAUAAGCUCCAUCUGCCAUGAAUUGGAUGCCAUUUCCAUUAAUGAUGAGGGAAAGGAGGGAAACGAAGCCGAAUCUGAUAUCAAACAUAGAACCAGAGAUUAUAAGAAGACCAGUCUAGCUCCUUAUGUAAAAGUUUUUGAACAGUUUCUUGAAAACCUGGAUAAAUCCCGAAAAGGAGAACUUCUCAAGAAGAGUGAUUUACAGAAAGACUUUUGAAGAUAACAACUCUCCUCAAACCAAUGUAGAUGUCUUCUAGCUUCAAGAAUCAAAUACUUCAGGUGCCUGGGUGGCUCAAUCGGUUGGGUGUCUGCCUUCCACUUGGGUCAUGAUCCCAGGGUCCUGAGAUCAAGUCCCAUAGCAGGCUCCCUGCUCAGCAGGGAGUCGGCUUCUCCCUCUCCCUCUGCCCCUCCCCCCUGCUCAUGCUCUCUCUCUCUCUCAAUAAAUAAAUAAAUAAAAAUUCUUUAAAAAAAUCAAAUACCGGGCGCCUGGGUGGCUCAGUUGGUUAAGCGACUGCCUUCGGCUCAGGUCAUGAUCCUGGAGUCCCGGGAUCGAGUCCCACAUCGGGCUCCCUGCUCGGCAGGGAGUCUGCUUCUCCCUCUGACCCUCCUCCCUCUCAUGCUCUCUGUCUCUCAUUCUCUCUGUCUCAAAUAAAUAAAUAACAUCUUAAAAAAGAAAAAAUCAAAUACCUCAAGAGCCAUUUAAUAAAUAUUAUAGAACUAUAAUGUGUCUUAAUGCUCAAAGCAAAAUUUCCUUUUCUUGAAAAAUUAUGUUGAAAAGAUUCCUGAGGCCACCAAAAGAUAGUGUCCAGGUUUCUGGAAGGAGCAAUAAUGGGAGGAACAAGUGAAUUGUAGAUACAUAUUGUAAAAGUUAAUAUUAUACUAAGAUUUUUGAUAUACCUUUUACCAGUUGCCAUAUGUAUUUUUAUAUACUUCUACCAGUUGCCAUAUGUAGAGGCAAGUGAGCAGUAAUAUGCCCAAGACUUUCAUCUCAGCUCACUAGAUAUAGCCUCCUUAUUUCUAGACUGAAUAUUGUAAGUGCAUGAGAGCUUUAUCCUUAAGUCUUAGACAGUUAUACCUGGAAUAUGUAUUCUGUCACUUCUAAUUUUGCUUACUGAUAUUUUUAUUGGUCAGGCCACACCCCACUGCCUAUCUCUUAAAAAUCAUUUUAAACUGGGCAUCUAAACAUACCAAAGCUUCAGUUCAAAAGAUAUGAGUUACUAGAUUACAAUAGGGAUUGGUAAAGUGUUUUUUGCAACUGUUGCAUUUGUAGCUCCUGGCUUCUUUCCUCGGAAAAAAAUUGGAUUAGUCUGCACCAUAAAGAAACAACUUAGAAUAACAAAUUUCACCAACAUAAAAUCUAUUUUAGUUGUCAAAACACUUCCCUUUCUACAUAUCCAGAUACUUAAUUUUAAAGGUUUUGUUUCUUCCAUAGUUGUUUGUUUUGUUUUGUUUUUUCUGAAAGUGUCAGAUUUCUUUUGCCUAGUUUUACCACCAGUCUAAACAAAAUAGUCAUUCUGGAUUACAGUCCAUCUUCAGAGAAACACUGAGAAGUCAAGCUAUCAGGCUGGUGCUUUCUAUGAUUUAUGAAAAUUUUCCUUCCUUUGCAUUUCCUUUAACAUUGCUUUCUCUAUAGCCACAGAGUUUGUUUUUUUAAUCUUUUGGUUUAUAUAUAUAUAAAACACUUCACAAUGCAGUCAACACACUGCAAUGCCUUGCAUUUCCUUCUCUUUUCUAAUUUUUUAAGAAAAAACAUUAAAGACCAUUGUGCAAAACUCCUCAUUUGAGCUUCUAUUUACUGUGUAUUGUUCAGUUUUUAGGUCAGGAAAACAGUGGGCCAGUUAAAAUUCCUGAAUACAAAAUUACUAAAGACUCAGUCCAUCUUAAGAACUCAGAACGAGAGUAUAAAGACUGGUAUUAUGCUUUCAACAAGAGAUGUUUCAAGAUUCCAAUAAUGUCUACCAUUAAAGUAUCUUAAUGCUUUAUUAUUAAAGCUCUUGGAUAAAGCUGAACAUAUUGUACUCAUGUAAAAGAAAUGUUUUUGCACUGUGUGCUAACUGGAGUUUAAAUAAAAAUUUAAAGAAUUAAAAAAAUAUUUAAGGGGCGCCUGGGUGCUCAGUCAUUAAGCGUCUGCCUUCGGCUCAGGUCAUGAUCCCAGCAUCCUGGGAUCGAGCCCCACAUCGGGCUCCCUGCUCUGUGGGAAGCCUGCUUCUCCCUCUCCCACUCCCCCUGCUUGUGUUCCCUCUCUCACUGUGUCUCUCUCUGUCAAAUAAAUAAAUAAAACCUUUAAAAAAAAAAAA
Molecule: messenger RNA, 3578 nt
Organism: Mirounga angustirostris (Northern elephant seal)
Lineage: Eukaryota; Metazoa; Chordata; Mammalia; Carnivora; Phocidae
Gene: PRIM1
Product: DNA primase subunit 1
Exons: 13
Coding region: 239-1498 (419 amino acids)
Biological process (GO): DNA replication, synthesis of primer
Cellular component (GO): alpha DNA polymerase:primase complex
Source: RefSeq, a predicted model, not a curated record